AUGGCUGUCGUUAUCACACUGGACCUUAUUUUCCUGAUUAUAACCAUCGUCAAGAUCCAAUCAUUCCGUCAGCAACACUCGUCUGACGGUAGGAACACUGACCUCGCCAAAUGUGUUUUUAUCUACGCCAAGUUGUCUACACUUACCGGAGUUUUCUGGACGCUUGCCAUCAUCUCUGAAGCUUUGGACUCGGUUUGGUUGAGAUAUGUUUCUAUUCUUCUAAACGGCCUGCAGGGUGUGUUUCUGUUCGUAUCUUGCGUCUGUAACAAGAGAGUCCUGGAAUUGUACUUGAGAGCUUUUGAUAGGGAGGAAAGUCCACGACAGUAA
This is a messenger RNA of Physella acuta, 327 nucleotides long. Its product is annotated as adhesion G protein-coupled receptor E5-like. NCBI's taxonomy places the organism in Eukaryota, Metazoa, Mollusca, Gastropoda, Physidae. The record is from RefSeq and is a predicted model, not a curated record.